Molecule: messenger RNA, 2674 nt
Organism: Halichondria panicea
Lineage: Eukaryota; Metazoa; Porifera; Demospongiae; Suberitida; Halichondriidae
Product: protein bicaudal D-like
Exons: 5
Coding region: 167-2530 (787 amino acids)
Molecular function (GO): cytoskeletal adaptor activity; dynein complex binding
Source: RefSeq, a predicted model, not a curated record
CACAGUGACAGAGUUCACUCAAUAGCCAGGUCAGCACUUUUGUAACAAAUUAAAUGUGGAAGAGUCGAUCGAGUGAUUUCGAGUGGCGAGUGCAGUGGUGGAUGAUUUGCCCUGAUUUGCCAGAGGAUCUGGGACCACCAGGAGUUGAUCAAAUAGUUGAGUCAUAAUGGACGUAGUGCCGGCCCUCUCACUGGACGCCAUCCCCUAUCCCCUGAACGAGCAGUCGCUGAUGGACAAGGUGGAGAGCUUGACGGCAGCCAUUGCUGAGGCUAACGAGGAGAGGGCACAGGCAGCUGAGUAUGGGUUGGUGCUGUUGUCAGAGAAACAGGCCCUGAGGAGUCAAUACGAUGAGCUGAGUGGACUGUACGAAAGCACGAAGAGGGAGCUGGAGAACUCAGUCGAUGCUAUCAAGCAAGUCCAAGCCGACUAUGAGAAGAGGCUGAAGGAGGUGGAGUCACAGAGAGAGCAGCUGCUCGACGAAAUGGAGACCAGAGAGACCUCUCUUAUAGCAAAGGUUGACAAGCUGGGGGAGGAUAUACGGCAACUAGAGAGGAAGCUGAAGCAGUCUACCUCAGAACAGGAGCACCUUAAUGGCCAUAACACAUUCCUUAAUGCUGAACUGGACAGGCAUAGGAGAGAGUGUGAUGUUCUACGAGAGGAUAACAGAAGAUGGAAGCAAGAACAAUUUACAGCUAACAGAGAGACAGAUGACAUGAAAAAAUACAUUGAAAAGUUGGAAAAGAGAAUUCAAAAACUGCUCAAAUUUGAAGAUGAAUGUUCUGUGUUACAAGAAAUGAACCAGACGCUGGCUCAAGAGUCUGAGUCUUUGUCUCAUCAGUAUGAACUCAUUCUAACAGAAAAAGAAGAGCUAGAGAACCAGGCGAAACAGGUAGUGGAGGCACUCAACGAGGAAAGAGAAGCCAAGUCAAUUCUCGAGACCAAACUCCAAGAAGAAGAGAUACGUUCUCCGCCCCACCCCAGCUGGGCCAUUGAGCGAGAGAGUGCCAGUCCCCCUCUGUUAUCCAGUAGCAAGAGGAACUCAAUUAAGACGACUCCUGAUCACACGAGACUCACGUCUCUCUCACCCACCCAGCGUGAUGGUAGCUUAGAGCCCAACAUGCAGUCGACACCGUACUCUCCUAAGAGAAUGCCUAAUUUAUUGAGUGAGCUACAAAAUUCAUUUAUGGGAAAUGUGGACUCUGCCGAGCUGGAAACAUUGCAGCAAAGGUGCCAGGAAGCUGAAAAUACUAUUACCUCUCUUCAGAAAGAGAAACUAGUAUUGGAAGAGAAGGUUUCAUCUUUUUCACUAGAGAAAACUGAAACAUUUACACGAAUUGACAGUGUUAAGGAAGAGUAUGCCAAAGCCAUUUCCGAGAGGGACACAUUGAUAUCUUCUCUUAAAGAGGAUGUGCUCACGAAGGAGGAAGCCAUUGGGCGAUUAAGAAAUCGACUCAACUCUGCAUCAGCUGAGAAAUCUUCAAAAGAAAUUGAAGUUGAAGGUUUGAAGGACGAACUACAGCACAUCAAGGAAUCAUCUGUAUGUGAAAUGGAGAAAGCACAGAAAGAAUACGUUGAAGAGCAGGUGAAAAAUGCAGAACUGAGAGGUGAAGUGUCUGUGCUUGAAGAGCAGCUUGUAUUUUUCUCUAACACAAUUGAAAAACUCGAGAACAUUAUUUUCAGCUCACAAACGGAACUGACUUUGAUGGCAGACGAUCUUCACAAUCUCCACAAGACAGUGGUCACUCUCGGCUCUGAGAACAAACGUGGAGGGCCAUCCCCAUCCCCCAAUAAUCUAGUCGGAAAUGACAUAGCUCCUAAUCUAUCCAAUGAAGAUGACAGUCUGAAUCCAUUCUACUCAAUAAAGCUUGUGAAAAGAAAAACAUCUGUUCCUGUCCAUCACGAAAGCCAAUCUUUGUUCGCUAUUGUCCAGCUUCAUCAACAACUCCGUUCAAUGAGGCUGCCACUAGAGCAUUUUACAAAAACAAUGCUCGAAAAAUCUCUGGCUCAUUCGGCAAUCAAACGUGUACCUUCAAACCCCACCUCUCCCACACUAGGUGCAGCUGGUGACAAGAAGACUAACCUUGAUUUAGAAGCGAGUGUCAACAAAUGGAAGGCGAAGCUUGCUCACAAGAUUGAAGAAAUCAGCAAUCUCCGUGCCAUCAUGAAGGCUCGAUCCACAACCACUGACGUUGCCAUCAGCAGUCUGAGAAGCAAGCUAGAGGGACAGGCUAGAGCCUACCAAACAGAGCUCACCAGACUAAAGCACCAGCUAAAGAUGUUGAGGAAAGAGAAAGAUGAGCAGCUCAAUUUGAGGACCAUGUAUGCCAAACGUUGCCAAGAGCAUGCAAAUGAGAUCACAAAAUUGAAGAGAGACAUUGAGAGCAUGACUAUUCAGUAUGAAGAUGUGAUGAUAUCGCUCAAGAAGACCAUUCAGCGCAAACUGGAGCUAGCUACUGAGCUGGAUGAGUACAGGAUGGAGCAAGAGAGACUCCACCUUAUUCCCAAACUGUUAGGCUCUUCUAGAAUAUAGGAUCAUACUUUUCAAAUUUUAAUUUUGGAAAUUUUACCCUUUCUAAUAUUUGUCAGUGGGUGGACUAUAAUAUAUUUUUGUAAUCAAGUCACAAUUUUCGAUUUCGUUUUGGCCUAUCUGAAGUAAUUACUAUUCAAAGAACAA